This is a messenger RNA of Cotesia congregata, 1410 nucleotides long. Lineage: Eukaryota; Metazoa; Arthropoda; Insecta; Hymenoptera; Braconidae. The record is from the annotation of a GenBank genome assembly.
GUACUGAUAUCAGCUGCAGUUACCACAAAGAAUGGAAAAACAAUCGUGUCAAGACAAUUCGUUGAGAUGACGAAAGCCAGGAUAGAAGGUCUUCUUGCUGCUUUUCCAAAGCUAAUGAGCACUGGGAAGCAACAUACCUUCGUUGAGACAGAUUCUGUUAGAUAUGUCUACCAGCCUUUGGAAAAAUUGUAUAUGCUGUUGAUAACGACCAAGGCCAUUGCUUUAGGAUACCGCGAAAGUGUCAACCUCGCACAAAUCAGAACUUUUGUGGAGAUGGAUUCUCACGAAGAACGUGUGUUCCAAGCUGUGAGAUUCACACAGGAACGCGAGGCUAAGAACAAGAUGCGAGAGAAAGCCAAGGAGCUACAGAGACAGCGGAUGGAGGCCAACAAAAAAGGAGGAGCCAAAAGUCCUAAUUUCGGAAGUGGUUAUGGCAAUAGCAGUAGUAAUUUCACACCUACUGCUAAUGUUGUUGGUGAUUCUGCGAAUUAUGUGCCUGAACCUGUUAAGCCGAGUUAUAUGCCAUCAAAACCUUCUGCUGGAAGUGGUGCCAUGAAAUUGGGAGGUAAAGUCCGUGACGUUGAUUCAUUUGUCGAUCAAUUGAAGGAAGAAGGUGAAACAGUUGCGUCGAAUGUCAAAGUAGACACCAAGAUAGCUCCAAUUAUUCCUCAAGCAGCUAACACAGAGCUAGUACAUUUAAGACAAGAAGAAAAGUUGAACGUACGCGUUGGUCGCGAUGGAGGAGUCCAACACUUUGAAUUGCACGGUUUGGUGACUUUGCAUAUUAAAGACGAAAAAUGGGGUCGCAUUCGCGUGCAAUUAGAGAAUGAAGAUUCGCGAGGCAUCCAGCUGCAGACACAUCCGAAUGUUGAUAAAGAUUUGUUCAGAACUCACGGACAAAUAGGUCUUAAAAUUCCUACUAAACCAUUCCCGCUAAAUACUGAUGUAGGAGUUUUGAAAUGGAGAUUACAGUCUCAUGAUGAAACAGCCUUGCCUAUUUCUAUCAACUGUUGGCCUUCGGAAAAUGGUGAGAAUGGAUGCGACGUCAACAUAGAGUAUGAGUUGGAACAAACAGACCUGGAAUUAAACGACGUGCAAAUAAACAUUCCAUUGCCCAUGGGUUGUAGUCCAAUUGUAAAUGAAUGCGAUGGUCAGUACACCCAUGAGGCCAGAAGAAAUACACUUUUAUGGUCAUUGCCGUUAGUUGAUGCUUCUUCGAAAUCUGGAUCUAUGGAAUUUUCAGCGCCGUCCUCAACUCCUUCCGAUUUUUUCCCACUGAAAGUUUCAUUCACAUCUAAAACUUCAUACGCUAAAAUAAAGGUCAUCGAUGUAUUGUUGGUAGAAGAUGAAAGUCCAGUAAAACAUUCAGUGGAUACUGUAUUCUCUACAGAAAAUUACGAAGUCGUGUAA